Lotus japonicus is the source of this 2928-nucleotide messenger RNA. RefSeq names its product putative inactive cadmium/zinc-transporting ATPase HMA3. The coding region runs from base 177 to 2783 and encodes 868 amino acids. Gene Ontology annotation, molecular function: ATP binding; ATPase-coupled monoatomic cation transmembrane transporter activity; metal ion binding. Gene Ontology annotation, cellular component: membrane. The record is from RefSeq and is a predicted model, not a curated record. The transcript is spliced from 10 exons. Gene Ontology annotation, biological process: monoatomic cation transport. Lineage: Eukaryota; Viridiplantae; Streptophyta; Magnoliopsida; Fabales; Fabaceae.
UCAUUGCAGAGUUGCGCUUAGUGCGCUAAUAGCGAGGAAAGAAUUAGUCUCUCGGCUUAAGUCGUGCGAUGAUACCUGGGCUUAGGAGCUCUCUCUGUCUUCUUGUAUUAAAAAAAAGAAGCUCUCUGUCUUCUCUUCCUUGUUUUCCAUUUUGAAACGCAGAGUGGAGAAACCAAAUGGCAGAGAAUAUGAAGAGAAGCAACUUUGAAGUGUUGGGAAUGUGUUGUGCAACAGAAGCAGCACUUGUUGAGAGAAUUCUGAUGCCUCUUCAUGGAGUCAAACAUGUCUCAGUGAUAGUCCCUACCCGAACAGUCACUGUGGUUCAUGAUCUUCUUCUAAUUUCUGAGUCACAAAUAGCUGAUGCACUGAAUUCAGCAAGGCUUGAAGCUAGUUUUAGACCACAGGGAGAAGCCAAUAAUGAAAAGAAAUGGCCAGACUUAACCACAAUGGCAAGUGGAUUGCUACUGGCACUUUCUUUCCUCAAGUAUAUAUAUCCCCCUUUGGGAUGGUUGGCUCUUGGUUCUGUUAUCAUUGGCUUCCCUAGAAUUCUAAUCAGGGCCAUAGCUUCCAUUAGGGUUCUUACUCUUAAUAUCAACAUUCUGGUUCUUUUGGCAGUGUGUGGUACUGCUGCUUUACAAGAUUUUACAGAUGGUGGAGUCAUCACCUUCUUGUUCUCCAUUGCUCAGUGGCUUGAGACAAGAGCAACUCACAAGGCAAUGGUUGCAAUGUCCUCUUUAACGAACAUGGCUCCUCAAAAGGCCAUUGUUGCUGAGACUGGCGAACGUGUUGAUGUAAAUGAUGUCAAGAUCAACACCAUCCUUGCAGUCAAGGCUGGUGAUGCUAUUCCUCUUGAUGGGGUUGUGGUGGAAGGAAAGUGUGAAGUUGAUGAAAAGAUGUUAACAGGAGAGUCAUUCCCCGUCACCAAAGAGUUAGAUUCUGUAGUCUGGGCUGGAACUAUUAAUCUGAAUGGAUAUAUCAGUGUAAAAACUACUGUUUUGGCAAAUGACACAGUGGUGGCAAGAAUGUCCAAAAUGGUUGAAGAGGCUUCUAGCAGAAAAUCUCGAGCACAAAGAUUCAUAGAUAAUUUUUCAAAGUACUAUAUUCCUGUGGUUGCCUUGAUUUCAGCUAGCAUUGCUGUGGUUCCGGUUGCAUUAGGAGUUCCUGAUAUUGAGCCUUGGUUUCAUCUAGCAAUUGUAGUUUUAUUGAGUGGAUGUCCUUGUGCUCUCAUCCUCUCCACGCCUGUUGCAGUCUUUUGUGCUCUCACAAAAGCUGCAAUAAGUGGAUUACUGCUGAAAGGUGGAGAUUAUCUUGAAACACUUUCUGGAAUUAAGACAGUGGCUUUUGAUAAAACGGGCACAAUAACAAGAGGAGAGUUCUCAGUGACAGAUUUUUGUGCUGCCGAUGACAUUAGCAUCGAGACCUUAUUGUACUGGGUUUCAAGUAUUGAGAGUAAAUCAAGUCAUCCCAUGGCAGCUGCACUAGUGGAAUAUGGAAUGUUGCAAUCUAUUAAACCAGUCCCUGAAAAUGUGGAGAACUUUCAAAAUUUUCCGGGGGAAGGAAUUUCUGGUACAAUUGCUGAGAGGGAUGUCUAUAUAGGCAAUAGAAGAAUUGCUGUCAGAGCUGGCUGUGAAAGAGUCAAUAACCACAUGCAAGUUCAAAGUCACGAGACUUCGACCCAAAAACAAUGCUGUGAGCCAACUCUAGUUGGAGUCUUCAGUCUAGUUGAUGCUUGCAGAUCAGGUGCUUUGGAGGCAAUAGAAGAGCUGAACUCAUUAGGCGUGAGAUCAGUCAUGCUGACAGGAGAUAGCGCUCAGGUUGCUAAAUUUGUGCAGAGCCAGUUGAACAAUGCUCUAGACAUUGUACAUGCAGAGCUUCUACCUCAUGAAAAGGCAGAGAUUAUUGAGAAUUUCAAGAAAGAUGGGCUAACAGCGAUGAUUGGAGAUGGCAUUAAUGAUGCUCCUGCAUUAGCUACAGCUGACAUUGGCAUCUCAAUGGGGAUAUCUGGAUCCGCUCUUGCAAAUGAGACAAGCGAUGCGAUUCUCAUGUCGAACGACAUCAGAAAAAUACCUGAGGCCAUUAGGCUAGCAAGAAAAACAACUAGGAAGCUCAUUGAGAAUGUCAUUAUCUCAGUAGGCUCCAAGAGUGCUGUGCUGGCAUUAGCAAUUGCAGGAUAUCCUCUAGUUUGGCUUGCUGUGUUGACUGAUGUUGGUACCUGUUUACUAGUGAUUCUCAAUAGCAUGCUUCUCUUACAAGAGAAACCCAGAUAUGAAAGAGAAUCUAAGAGGUCGAAAUAUGGCAAUUUCUUGGAAGAUAAGACUGCAACUCUACUUGACAAGGAAAGUAAUGGUGAUGAGAAGCAAGGACUUCUUACCGAGGAAAAGUGUGGUGAAAAGUGCUGUAAAAAUGACACUCAUCAUGUGGCAACCACAAAUGCAAGCAAACAUCCUUCUGGAUUUUCAAAGUUGAGUUCAUUCAAGGGAAAUGACCAUGGGAAUUUGAUCUUUGUAGAAAUUUAUGUGGUGAAACCUUGCAAUGUUUCUUGUGUAGACAAAGUCAAAAUGGGUGAGGACUCUUCAUGCAGAACCAAGAAUAGCUCUGACUGUGGCACUGAAUCUGUUACAACAACACAAGGUGCCAGCAUUGGUAUCUAUGAAGACAAAACAAUGGAUAUUUCAAACAUGAGUGGGACAAGUGGGAUUCCCCAGUGCUGCAAGAAUGGAUGCUGUAGUGAACAAGUUAAUGAUGACAGCAUGCUUAGCCAGCCAGAAAUUAUUAUUGAAUGAUUGGUAGUGAAAAAAACAUAAAAGCUUUUCAUCUCCCUUGUAACUCAAACAGACAUGAAAUUUAGGACAUGUGGUUGUCUAAGUUACCUCAAUAUUAAAUACCCUCAUCUAAGAUGGAUCAAUAUAACCAUAGUUUUUGUCCUAA